Coregonus clupeaformis (lake whitefish) is the source of this 3283-nucleotide messenger RNA. RefSeq names its product arginine/serine-rich protein PNISR. Gene Ontology annotation, cellular component: nuclear speck; presynaptic active zone. Gene Ontology annotation, molecular function: RNA binding. The transcript has 12 exons. Bases 341 to 2971 code for a protein of 876 amino acids. Lineage: Eukaryota; Metazoa; Chordata; Actinopteri; Salmoniformes; Salmonidae. The record is from RefSeq and is a predicted model, not a curated record.
GUCGUAGCCAUUUUGAGUGCUCGACGGUGAAGAAGAACCAAGUUGGAGAGGUGGGAAACGCUCAAGCGUGUUAUGAUGUUUAGUUUGUGUCCAUUCUCCUGAUGCAGCUGUUACAGUAGAUGAUAUUAGCUACUGUUCUUUGAAGCAUUAUUCCAAACUAUAGCUAGCUAUUUUCUAACUUUCCAACCAAAAUCUUGAAAACAAGCAAGCUGACGCUAGCUAACUGUUAGCUAGCUAACGUUAGCCAGUUGCAUUUCGUCACCGAGCCCGGGGAAUUUGGAAAACACUGACUGAAGAAGCAGACAGUCAGGCUCCAGGCGUAGGAACUACAGGGUGAGAGAUGUGGGACCAGGGUGGACAGCCCUGGCCGCAAUGGCCUAUGAACCAGCAACAGUGGAUGCAGUCCUUCCAGCACCAACAAGAUCCAGGCCAAGUGGACUGGGCAGCACUGGCCCAGGCCUGGAUUGCUCAGAAAGAGUCUACAGGCCCUACAGUAGAUCAGCAGAACCUUCAUCCUAAUGGACAGGACAUACCUGGCAUGGAUCCUGUGGUGCCCAAUAACCAUGGCUCCUUCCAGGGCGACUCCAAUUUUGGCAGAAUGUGGCAACCUGAAUGGGGGAUGCACGGUCAGCCCCCUCCUCCUCCCAUAGACCAGGCGUGGAUCCCCCCAGGAACAGGACCUAUGGGGACUGGACCUAUGGAUGUGGUGGCUCCCUCUGAGGACAGCAACAGCCAGGACAGUCUGGAGUUCUCUGAAGGCCACCAUAGGGUCUACCCCCAGAACAGCCACGGCUUUGGGGGUCAGCCCGACAACUACGCCAUGAACCCAAUGGCCAUGAACCAGUUUGAUUAUCAGCACGGGGCGGCUGCCACCUACGGCCCCACUCCCACAGGGUUCCACCCUCCAUAUUGGCAGCAGGGCCCCCCACAGAACAGACGGGACAGGCCCCCAGGCUUUAGGGACCGCCAGAGAUCCCCCAUCCAGAUCCCCAAACAAGACGCUCCUGCUGCUGCCGCCCUCGGUGAGCAUCUUCACCAACACCUCGCUUUCCCAGGCACGCAGGAAAACAGACACACACACACAGCAUCCAAUGACCUGGCUCUCCUCUCAGAUGCGAUGAAGAGGCGCACCCUGCCGGCCUGGAUCCGAGAGGGCCUGGAGAAGAUGGACAGGGAGAAACAGAAGAAGCUGGAGAAGGAGCGCAUGGAGAAACAGCGUGCCGAAAUGGCUAAAGAUGAAGACAAAGAGAGCGACGCGGUGGACGAGGGAGGCGAUGGGCCUCGUUUACCCCGCAAGAGUAAAUUUGACAGUGAUGAUGAAGAGGUUGAUGAAGAUGAGAGGGAAGAUGAGGACCGGGUCCUGACCAGGAAGCAGGAGCAGGCCAGCAGGAGCCCGUCCCCUCCCCCGGAGGACCAGAGCGAACCAGAGAUGACGGAGGAGGAGAGAGAGUUCCAGCUGAUGAUUGUGACUAAAACUCUGCUGACGGAAAUCCUACUGGAGGUCACCAACGAAGAGAUCCAAACUGUGGCCAAAGAGACGCACCGCAAAGCCACCAAAGCUCCUGCCAAACAGCUGGCACAGUCAAGUGCACUGACUUCUCUGAUCGGCAUCGGUGGACUUGGCGACUAUGGCUCGGACUUGAGUGAGGAGGAGCACAGCGCCCGGGCGUCCGAGUCCUCUGACACGGACGAGGAGGAGCUGCACCACCGCAUCCGGGAGAAGAUAGACGCCUUCCGACGCAAGGAGAAGGAGCUGCAGGAGAGACAAGCGCAGGAGGCGCAGCACGCACGUGAAGAGAUGGUGCUGGACAGAGUGAGCAGAGAGAGGGGGGAUUAUGACGAGGGCCAGUUAGAGAGCCUCCAUAAACAGGAAGUGAGAGAGAGGGAGGCGGAACCCACAGCAGAGAGACGCAGGUCCCGCAGUGAGCCUGAGGUUAGCAGCGAGGUCAGGCAGGCGGGCCGGGGUAAGGAGCGCAGCGGAGGGCGGGGCACCAGCGGUUCCCCCAGCAACGGACGCAGCUCCAGCUCCAGCUCCAGCAGCGCCAGCAGCCGAUCGUCUUCCUUCUCCUCGUCAUCCUCUGCCUCCUCACGCUCCUCUUCGCGCUCCUCCUCGCCCCGGAGGAAGAGGAGGCGCAGCCGCUCCUCCUCGCACAGGGCCCGCGGUGGCGGCCGGCGCAGCCACAGUCGCAGCUCCCACAGACGCCACGGGGAGCGCAGCGACGACAAGGCCCGGGAGAGGAGGAAGGGCAGCCGGAACCACAGCACAGAGCGCUCGGCCCGCCACCGGAACCGCAGCCACUCUCGAGAGCGAAGGGUCAGCAGGGGAGGCAAGAGCAGGUCCAAGGACAGGGCCAGCCGCAGCAAGAGCAGGGACAAGGAGAGGAACAGAGACAGGAAGAUGAGCAGGGAGCGCAGGGAUAGUCACAGCCGCAGCAGCAAGCACAAGCAGAAAGCCUCCAGCAAGGAUAGGGACAGGAAGAAAGACCGGAGUGGCAGCCACGACAAGAAGGAGAAAGAGAAGAAGGAGAAGGAGAAAGAGUUAGAUAGGAAGAAAGAGAAGCAGAAAGCCAAAGAGAAAGAGCGGGAAAAGGAGAAAGGGAAGGAAAAGGAGAGGGGGAAGGAGAAAGCGAGGGAUAGGGAGGUGAGCGCUGUGGUGGCGGAGGAGAGUAACGGCAAAUCCAAGAAAAGAAAAGAGAGCAGCGAUCACACAGACCCUCAGGGUGACAAGCACUCCCGUCAGGAUAGCAGGGCAAGCAAGAAGGGCUCUGCCAAAUCUAGCAAGAGGUACUCUGACUCAGAGUCGAGCAGGUCCCCCACCCCCGAGGUUAGCAAGGAAAAGAAGUCUAAGAAAUCCAAACGUAGUCGCUCAAGAUCAACGGAAAAAUCUCACAAGUCUGGUAAGAAGGCAAGCCGCAAAAACAAGUCUAAGUCACGAUCAAGGUCCACGUCUCCCGCCAGGCGCUGGCGUUGAGGAGCACAGGGCUCCCUAAUCUGUGCACUUACUUUUAAAUUCCAUGAGUUUAACAGGCUUGUCUCAUUAUAGAGGCAACGGUGUAGGUGAACUCUCCACUCCCCCCUUCCCCCAAUCCUCUAUCUUUGUAAAUAUGUUAUUUUUAAGUGCAAGUCGGCAAACAGGACAUUUUGAAUGCUAGGUUUUUGCCUUGUAUCAUGCAAAGCUCUGAGGUUUUGUAGUCAGUAGAAUCUUGGAAAGAUGUCAUUUUAAAAAGCUAAACAGGAUAAACUUAUUCAUGUAAAUUGUCCAAUAAAACUGAAAUGAUCCCUU